Messenger RNA from Hippocampus zosterae (dwarf seahorse), 1881 nucleotides. RefSeq names its product retinal homeobox protein Rx1-like. Lineage: Eukaryota; Metazoa; Chordata; Actinopteri; Syngnathiformes; Syngnathidae. The transcript has 3 exons. Gene Ontology annotation, biological process: positive regulation of transcription by RNA polymerase II. The coding region runs from base 924 to 1880 and encodes 318 amino acids. The record is from RefSeq and is a predicted model, not a curated record. Gene Ontology annotation, molecular function: RNA polymerase II cis-regulatory region sequence-specific DNA binding; DNA-binding transcription factor activity, RNA polymerase II-specific.
AACGGGGAGAACAUGCAAAAUUCCAUUUGCAAUUGGCUGGCUUUACGAUCCAAAAGGGCCGUAAUGGUCUUUCCCGUUGCUAUAGAAGCUACUUAUUAUUAUUAUAUGGACAUAUAUGAAUGUUCAUUUUUGACCUGAUAAUAUUUCUCUGGAGCUUCCCAAUUUUUCAAAUGGUCCAAUUUGGCCCCUAACGUGACACGAGGGUGUUUUGGGCGACGAGUCACGGAAAAAGGGAAACGGAUUCAGGGUCGUUUCCGGUGACUGCGAGUGACAAUGACAAAGUCCGUCCAUCUCUCGUGUCUCUCUGGGGUGCGUAAUGAAGGGAUUAGUGCACAACUCUCGCUUGGUGGCCUUUAUGUGGCGCACAAUGGCUUUUUUCAAAGAAAGUUUUGUCAAGGCUUCAUUAGCGACGGCCUCCAACUGGGCCCUGAAUGCGACACGCAUUUGGAGCAAUUACUUGGGCAGAAAACAACUGUCAGUCAUUCUUAAAGGGGAAGGAGACCAAUCAAUAUAGCUCUUCAUCCCUCCUCCGUUUUGUCUUCCUUUUCGCGCUCCAUUGGGUUUUUUAAACUUUUUUUUUUAAAUUUCGGCGGUGGAAGACGGGACGCCGUCAUGGCAUUUGUUCACUUGGUGCGCAGGCGGCGGCAGGUGUGGGGAGGGGGCGGAUUUGAAGGAUUUAACGUGGAGCAACAAGUGCCACUGGCAACCGGAUCGUGUCAGUAGCACACUUUGCUAUUACAGGCAAGGGACGGACAGUUACUGGAAGCAAAUGUAGGCGAGCCUCCUUUGUUGGGGGGGUCCAAGACGAUCUCUCAAUGGUUCCUUUUCCUCGGAAGAAAAACGUGUCCAUCUACCGGGCUCCGGCGGGACAAACCCCAAAGUGACCCGGCCGAGUGGCCAUCCGUCGCGCGAGGCUCGGUCGGAUGCAUUUGUCCAUGGAUACCCUGGCCGUGGCGGAAGACGCUUGCCUGGACAGCUUUGACGUGGCAAAAGGCGGCGCCGGAUGCGGGGGCAUGGUGCACAGUAUCGACGUGAUCCUGGGCUUCGCCAGGGAGCAGGACUCUCUGCUCCGACAGCACGCCGUCCACAACCUCCGCCCCCGAGACGGCGAGCGCGGCCACAAAGCCACGCAGGAAAACUUGCAACUUCCUGACAAGCACCAUCCCUACGGGCGACUGGCCGACAACUCGCAACCAUCCUAUCAUGAUCUCUUCUCCGGCGACAAGUGCGACGGAGGGAUGAGCGGCGCGCAAGGGGCCCCGGCCGAGGACUCCCCCGAGGCCGUUGCAGAGGAAGAGCGCGGCAAGAAGAAGCACCGCAGGAACCGGACCACCUUCACCACCUACCAGCUGCACGAGCUGGAGCGCGCCUUUGAGAAGUCCCACUACCCGGACGUCUACAGCCGCGAGGAGCUGGCCGUCAAGGUCAACCUCCCCGAGGUCAGGGUGCAGGUGUGGUUCCAGAAUCGGCGCGCCAAGUGGCGACGUCAGGAGAAGAUGGAUUCCGCUCCAAUGAAGCCGCAGCACUCUCCCGUGCUUUCCUUCAGCCGGCCCCCGAUGGCGCCCGGCGUGGGGCCGGCGACCAACCCGAUGCCGCCCGAUCCCUGGCUCGCCUCGCCCAUCUCCAACGUGACGUCCACGCACGCCAUCUCAGGCUUGGCGGGUUCGCCGCACAGCCUGCAGCCGGCCUACGCGGGCCACCGCUUCCUAGGCCCGGUGCGGGGCGUGCAGUCCAUGGGGGUGCCGCCGCCGUAUCGCUGCCAGCCUAGCUUCAAUGACAAAUUCCCCGGGGAGGACGACAGGAGCUCCAGUAUUGCGGCGCUCAGGAUGAAGGCCAAAGAGCACAUUCAGUCCAUGGACAAAACCUGGCAACACAUGUGAU